Molecule: messenger RNA, 915 nt
Organism: Chrysochloris asiatica (Cape golden mole)
Lineage: Eukaryota; Metazoa; Chordata; Mammalia; Afrosoricida; Chrysochloridae
Gene: ZNF260
Product: zinc finger protein 260
Exons: 2
Coding region: 1-915 (304 amino acids)
Biological process (GO): negative regulation of transcription by RNA polymerase II
Molecular function (GO): DNA-binding transcription repressor activity, RNA polymerase II-specific
Source: RefSeq, a predicted model, not a curated record
AUGCAUACUAGAGCAGAAUCUCAGGAAUUAACUGAAUGUGGCAAAGUGUUUUCUCAAAACUCAUCCCUUACUCAGAAUUUGAGAAGUCAUACACGGAAAAAAACAUUUACAUGUAAUAAGUGUGGAAAAACCUUCAGCCAGAAGAGAAAUUUCCUUUCUCAUCAGAAACAACAUAUUGCUGAGAGACCCUAUGAAUGUGAGAAGACUUCUAUUCAGAUGGCAGGCCUCAUUAGGUACCAGAGAAAGCCAUAUGUAUGUAAGGAAUGUGGGAGAACCUUUCAUGGAAAAUCUUAUCUCUCUGAGCAUGAGAAAAUUCAUACUGGAGAGAAACCAUUUGAAUGUAAUCAAUGUGGAAGAGCCUUCAGCCAGAAGCAAUACCUCAUUAAACAUCAGAAUAUUCAUAGUGGAAAGAAGCCCUUUGAGUGUAAUGAAUGUGGGAAAGCAUUUAGUAAGAAGGAAAAACUCAUUAUCCAUCAGAGAAUCCAUACUGGAGAGAAACCUUUUGAAUGUAAAGGCUGUGGGAAAGCAUUCAUUCAGAAGUCAAGUCUCAUUAGACACCAGAGAAGUCAUACGGGGGAGAAACCCUAUACUUGUAAGGAAUGUGGGAAAGCCUUCAGUGGCAAAUCAAAUCUCACUGAGCACGAGAAAAUUCAUAUUGGAGAGAAACCCUAUAAAUGUAAUGAAUGUGGAACAAUCUUCAGACAGAAGCAAUACCUCAUUAAACAUCAUAAUAUUCAUACAGGAGAAAAACCCUAUGAAUGUAAUAAAUGUGGAAAAGCCUUCUCUCGAAUCACUUCACUUAUUGUCCAUGUGAGAAUUCACACAGGUGAAAAACCUUAUCAGUGUAGUGAAUGUGGAAAAGCCUUUAGCCAGAAAUCACAUCACAUCAGACAUCAGAGAAUUCAUACUCAGUAA